Messenger RNA from Closterium sp. Yama58-4, 1266 nucleotides. Lineage: Eukaryota; Viridiplantae; Streptophyta; Zygnematophyceae; Desmidiales; Closteriaceae. The record is from the annotation of a GenBank genome assembly.
AUGGCGGUUUCGCAUUCAAGACUUCCGAGCACUGAGCUAGCUUUGCACAGUCGAGGGUCGUCACCUGCGCUUAGCGACCAUGAUUCGUAUCUAUCGGAGCUCUUGUCCGAGAGGCAAAAACUUAGCCCUUUUAUGCAAGUGUUGCCGAUAUGUAGCCGCCUGAUGAAUCAAGAAAUUGCUCGAGUCACAUCCCUCGUUGGCGCUCAAGUGUUUAUGGACCAUGAUUCAAUCGAGCACUCGCCUCCGAUGUCACAUCAGCCACAUUCGUCUCAUCAGCAAAUAACUCACCAACAUUUAUCGCAUCAGGCACUCACUCAUCCUCCGCAUCCACCUCAUCAGUUUCAUGCAACUCAUCAAGGCCAUAUCUCUCAUCAGUCUCAGCAGAUUCGGCCUUCGUCUAGUGGAUCGCCGUUUGAUUCCGGAACUUGGGCUCCGAUGCCAUCUGAGGUUGGGCCAUCGUCUUCUCUAUUCUUGAUGCAACCAACGAGCCAACCGUCAGCUACCGGGACGCUUGUAGGCUGGACGGCUCAGCCUGGCGCUGCUCCGAUCGUAAAGAAGACGAGCCGUUUGGAGGUUCCGGUGGAUAAAUACCCUACAUUUAACUUCGUCGGAAGAAUCUUAGGGCCACGAGGGAACUCUCUGAAACGAGUUGAAGCGCAGACAGGUUGUCGUGUUCUCAUUCGCGGACGUGGGUCAAUAAAGGACGCUGGCAAGGAGGAGAAGAUGCGAGACAAGCCUGGAUUUGAACAUUUGAACGAGCCUCUGCAUGUUAUCGUGGAAGCAGAGCUCCCUGCGAAUGUUGUGGACGCGCAGCUUGCUCAAGCGUGCGAAAUACUUCAAGAAUUACUCAGGCCUGUGGACGAAACUCAUGAUGUGGUCAAACGUGCACAACUUCGUGAAUUAGCCAUUCUGAAUGGAACCCUUCGGGAUGACCUGGGAGCUCACAGUUUGUUCUCAGCACGCUCAAGGCUGAUCCCACAUUUCCUGUGUGGCAAUGCGUUUCAUCCGUCCUGGAUGAUUAAGCCUAUGUGCCUCUGUUUGAGGGUAAACAUCAUGAUGCCUUUCACCAGCACAGCAUGCUGGAGCUGGGGUUACAGAUUUAAUGGCAGCGUGUCCGCAAGAUUCAGAGAACGUUACCACACCCUUGCCGUACCAGUUAUUCAAGCCAUCGUCCACUUCAACAUUUCUGUUCCAAGCGACGGAUACGACCAGGCCUACAGAUCAGAUGCCCAAUACAAUAUUGUGAAGGCCAAGAUUGGAUACUGA